Physella acuta is the source of this 2494-nucleotide messenger RNA. RefSeq names its product tyrosine kinase receptor Cad96Ca-like. Lineage: Eukaryota; Metazoa; Mollusca; Gastropoda; Physidae. Gene Ontology annotation, biological process: multicellular organism development; protein phosphorylation; positive regulation of kinase activity. Gene Ontology annotation, molecular function: transmembrane receptor protein tyrosine kinase activity; ATP binding. Gene Ontology annotation, cellular component: signaling receptor complex; plasma membrane. The record is from RefSeq and is a predicted model, not a curated record.
GUUUUCCUCUAGCUAUGUUUAUUUUACUUGCAUGAUUGUAUUUUUUACAUGCUCUAGUCCUAAUAUAUAAAGUUUCAUGAUGGUAUAUGGAAUAGCAACCUAGCUGUGCAGUCUGGAAAUCCUCUUAUGGCAGUCACUAUAGAACAGUGCCACACCCCUUAAUUUAACUUCAUUAUUUCUAGUUACCUCUUUUCUAAUUUUUAUUUUAUUUGUAGACUUCUAUUGCCUAUAUAUCAUUGAGUACAAAUGUGCAAAGUUUUAUCAUUAUAUCUUUAAUAGCAACAUUGGUAUGCAAGUUUAAAGCCAAUCACACGUCUGGAAUGCAGGGGCCGCUGCCGGUUAGAUGGUUGGCACCAGAAAGUUUGAUCGACAGAACACACAGCACCAAAUCUGAUGUCUGGGCCUACGGCAUUCUUCUGUGGGAGAUUGUUACGCUAGGUGCCAGUCCUUACCCCGGGUUGUCUGCCCAGGAUGUCUUCAAGUUUGUUAGCGCUGGCAAGAAAAUGGAGAAACCUCAGCACUGCAGUUCUGACAUAUACGAGCUCAUGUGCAGCUGCUGGUCCUUCCUCCCAGAGAACCGUCCAACGUUUGAUGCCCUGUGUUGCAGGUUCGAGACUCUGCUGGAAAAGGAAAAAGAUUACAUCAACCUGGAGCUAUUCCAGAGCGAACAGUACGCUUGUCUGGAUGCUGACAUAAUGGAUGAGAAGUUAUAGGACAUAAAGCUGGUUGGAUGAGAAGUUAUAGGACAUAAAGCUGGUUGGAUGAGAAGAUAUAGGACAUAAAGCUGGUUGGUUUAGAAGAUAUAGGACAUAAAGCUGGUUGAUUGAGAAGUUAUAGGACAUAAAGCUGGUUGAUCGAGAAGUUACAGGACAUUAAGCUGGUUGGAUGAGAAGAUAUAGGAUAUAAAGCUGGUUGAUUGAGAAGUUAUAGGAUAUAAAGCUGGUUGGAUGAAAAGAUAUCGGACAUAAAGCUGGUUGAUUGAGAAGUUAUAGGAUAUAAAGCUGUUUGGAUGAGAAGUUAUAUGACAUAAAGCUGGUUGGAUUAAAAGAUAUCGGACAUAAAGCUGGUUGAUUGAGAAGUUAUAGGACAUAAAGCUGGUUGAUUGAGAAGUUAUAGGAUAUAAAGCUGGGUGAUUGAGAAGUUAUAGGACAUAAAGCUGGUUGAUUGAGAAGUAUAGGAUAUAAAGCUGGUUGAUUGAGAAGUUAUAGGACAUAAAGCUGGUUGGAUGAGAAGAAAUAGGAUAUAAAGUUGGCUGGAUGAGAAGAAAUAAGAUAUAAAGCUGGUUGCUUGAGAAGAAAUAGGAUAUAAAGUUGGCUGGAUGAGAAGAAAUAGGAUAUAAAUUUGGUUGGAUGAGAAAAAAUAGGACAUAAAGCUGGUUGAUUGAGAAGAAAUAGGAUAUAAAGCUGGCUGGGUGAUAAGAAAUAAGAUAUAAAGCUGGUUGUUUGAGACGAAAUAGAAUAUAAAGUUGGCUGGAUGAGAAGAAAUAGGAUAUAAAUUUGGUUGGAUGAGAAAAAAUAGGACAUAAACCUGGUUGAUUGAGAAGAUAUGGGAUAUAAAGCUGGGUGGGUGCAGACAUAAUAGAUGAAAAGUUAUAGUAGAAUGAUUGGGUUAUAUUAACUGACAGUUGAAGUCACCUAAGGGAUCCCGGAUGUUACAUAAAAUUACUUGGAUUUUGCAGAGAAAGUCGAUUUAAAAACUAAUCAAAUCAUUCUUCGCUGUGAUCUCGUACAACAUGUUUUUGUUAACACAAGUAUUAGAAAUGCUGACAUAGGUCUAUGGCUCAUGCAGGUUUUAUUGAGCUGUAGAACUGGUUGGUGACCUACUUACCAGCCCUAUAGUAUAGUAGCGAUCGUCCAGACGUGUACAUGUUUCAUAACAUACCUACAAGACAUUUGAAACCUACCCCAUACUCCACAGGACGUUACAGAACAAAUAUGUUCAUACCCCCCCCUCCUUGCCUCAGUGCUUUGCAAUUUAUGUGACCAUAUAAAUGAAUUACAAGAAUCACAUUAUUUUUUAGAAAAUCGUCGUUUUUCAUCCUAAUUAUCCAAUGAUUGUAGAUUCAUGGGCCUAUAGCAGAAUUUUUUUUUUUUUUUUUUUUUACAAAUAAAAAUAACUAAAUUUAAUGACAGUGUUAAACAACAGCAGUAUUUUAACCAUAUUCCAUAUGACACAAUAUAACAUGAUGAUAAAUAUAACCCCCUCCCACUUUCUCCUUUCAUCAAAUGUGCACGAUCUGAACGCAGAAUAAAAUAUUUUAUUAAAAUAAGACUGUUUUGUAAUUAUAUUCAUUAUACAACUGUCUGUUGAUUUAAGCAAAAGAAACAAUAACGUACAUUAAUAAUUGUAAUGCAUUCAAUGAUAAAAAUAGAUAAUAAUAAAUGCAAUCAUUUGUAGUUUAGAUAUUAACGUCAAUAAAACAUUAAAAUUUAAUAACUAUGAAUAUAAACAUACCUAACUGUAUAUACAAACAUUGUAUUCAAUAAAAAAACAU